Molecule: messenger RNA, 2007 nt
Organism: Rotaria sordida
Lineage: Eukaryota; Metazoa; Rotifera; Eurotatoria; Philodinida; Philodinidae
Source: the annotation of a GenBank genome assembly
AUGGCUUUUCUACAUUCUAAAAUUCAUCCGACUACAGAUGAAUAUUUUGAAACAUUUUUACUUUGUUGGUUAGAUGGAGAUGUCAAUGCUACAGAUGAUAAUAAAAAAACACAAAUAAUGCUUCAUUCAAUUGUUAAACAUUUUAAAACAUUUGAUGAUGCUUAUGAAUGUAAAAAAUAUAUUGAGUCACUUAAUGAAAAAAAGCGACUUAUUCUUAUUGUUAGUGGUAGAUUAGGUCGAGAAAUAAUUCCAAAAAUCCAUCAACUUCAACAACUUUCAUCCAUUUACAUUUAUUGUAUGGAAAAAAAAUUGAAUGAAGAAUGGGCAAAACAGUUUAAGAAAGUCAAAGAUGUAAUUAUUCAUCAAGACAAUUUAAUUACUCGAAUCAAAUCAGAUAAAAGAUGUCGAGUAAAAAAUGAAGAACGAAUUUCAUUUAAUAUUUAUAUUACUACAGAUGAGCAACCUCAAUCUACAAUUUCACACAAUGAAGAUUUUAUUUAUUCAUAUAUACUAAUCAAUUCUCUUCUUCGAUUAGAAUUCAAUUCAGAGGAACAACGACAACUUAUCAAUCUCUGUAAGACAGAACAUAAGAAUAAUAAAUGGCAAUUAACCAUGAUCCGUGAAUUUAAACAUGAAUAUACAUCAGAUAAAGCUUUAUUAUGGUAUCUACGUGAAUCAUUUUUAUAUAGAAUGUUAAAUAAAGCUUUAGAGAAAAAAGAUAUUGAUCAAUUACUUUUAUUUCAUUUUGUCAUUCGUGAUAUACAUAAACAAUUAAAAGAAAAUCAAUAUAUAUCUUCGAUUCGUGUUUAUUGUGGCCAAAUUAUGACAUUCAGUGGAAUAGAAUAUCUUCGACGAUCGAAAAAUGGAUAUAUUUCAAUCAAUACAUUUCUUCGAACAAAUAUAAAUCAGGAUAAAGUAUUAGAUUUCUUGAAAAAUUCAAAAAUUUAUAAUUGUGAUCAUCAAACCUUAUUUAUCAUUGAUGCUGACCCGAAUAUUGCAAGAAAUAAACCAUUUGCUGACAUUAGUAGAUUCAAUAGUUUCAUUGACGAUACAGAAAUAUUAUUUAUGACUGGAUGUAUAUUUCGUUUAAUUCAAAUUGAAAACGAUGGAAAGAUAUGGAAAAUUCAAAUGGAACUUUGUGAUCAUAAUGAACCUAGUUUGAAACGUAUUUUCGAAUAUAAAACAAAAAUACAUGGAGAUAAUGAUGAAGAUAAUGAAAUUGAUCUUCGAGGUUUUGGUGAUGUAUUACAACGAAUAGGUAAAUUCGAGCUAGCUGAAACGAUAUAUCAUCGUUUGCUUAACGAAGUUUCACCAAAUGAUUCAUCACUUGCUCGUUUAUACCACUCACUUGGUAAUAUAAACAAAGAAAAAAGGAACUAUGAUGCCAGUUUGGAAUGGUAUCAAAAAUCAUUAGAAGUAUUUUUACAAUCACAUACAUCAGAUUCUCUGAAUCUUGGAAAUUUAUAUGGUUCUAUGGGCAAAACUUAUUCAUAUAAGGAAAAUAAUCAUGAAUCAUUGGAAUGUUAUGAGAAAGCUAUUGAACAAUAUCAAAAAGCAAAUGCUGAAAAUCAUCCACAUAUGGCAAAUUUCUUUGAUAAUAUGGCUUCUAUUUAUAAAAGAGAGAAUAAAUAUCGUCAAGCAUUAGAGUUCUAUGAAAAAGUAUUAAUAAUAGAUGAUCUAAAUCCAUCAUCUAAUCGUUUUAAUGCAGCUAAAUCUCAUAAUAAUAUUGGUAUUAUUUAUUGUUACUUUGGUCAAUAUGAUCUUGCAAUGAAACAUUAUCAACUAUCACUUUCAAUUAAACUUAAAAUGCUUCCUCCAAAACACAUUUCAAUUGCUAAGGUUUACAAAAAUAUUGGUCUCGUAUAUGAAAUACAAACUGAUUUUCAACAAGCAUCAACAUAUUAUAAAAAAGCAGCCAGUAUCUAUCAUGAUAUGUUACCAUCUAAUCAUCCAGAUGUGAUACAAAUCGAUGAAAACAUUAAUAAUGUUCUAGAAAAACUUACGUAA